Messenger RNA from Aspergillus fumigatus Af293, 4377 nucleotides. The record is from RefSeq and is a predicted model, not a curated record. Lineage: Eukaryota; Fungi; Ascomycota; Eurotiomycetes; Eurotiales; Aspergillaceae.
AUGACAGGAUCAUCACCACCUCUGUCAUGCCAGCAGGUGGACAACACUCUGCAUAUUCCUGCACUGUCCUGUCGAGGCGGUUUUGACUUCUCUUUGCUUUUUGAGGAGCUCAUCCUGGGGAUCCUGCCGUUGGGGAUCGUGCUGAUCAUCGCUCCGUUUCGACUUUAUCAUUUGUUCUGGAGACAAGCAAAAGUUGUAGCCUCAUGGCUCUUAUGGGCUAAGAUUACUGCGUGGCUUGCCUUAGGCAUUGUUCAACUGGUCCUCGCAGUCUAUUGGGCGCGUCCAGCUGCGACCAGAACCCAGGCUUCAAUUGCAGCAAACGCCAUUAUAACUGUUGGCUUUUUUAUUCUAUGUCUUCUGUCUUGUGCUGAACAUCUACGGUCAACCACACCAUCCUUCCUUCUAAACAUCUACCUUCUUUUCACUUUGCUCUUUGACAUAGCAAAGACAAGAACACUAUGGCUGCGCAGCAGUGGCCAAACAGACGAAACAAUUGCCAUCCUAACCUCGGUCACAGUUGGAAUCAAGUUUCUUCUUCUCAUCCUUGAGGCUGUGGAAAAGAGGCACAUUCUCAGAAAGGGGCAGUCGGGGUAUCCUCCCGAAGCUACAGCAGGUAUCUUCAAUCGCUCGUUCUUCUUAUGGCUGAAUCCGUUGUUUCGAUCGGGAUUCUCCAAGAUCCUCGACGUCGAAGAUCUUUUCGACCUCGAUAAGCAUCUAAGCUCCAGACGACUGUACAGCACCUUGGAGACUCUCUGGGACAAAGUCCCCAAAAAAAAUCCAAAUACGUUGCUGUUCAUCUCCUUAAAAGCAUUCAAAUGGCCUCUUCUCUCAGCUGUGCCUCCAAGAGCAUGCCUGGCCGCAUUAAAUUUCUGUCAGCCAUUGCUGCUACACCGAUCCCUAGCCUUCGCCACGGAACCGGUGAACAAUCACACAAACAGCAUCGGAUAUGGUUUGAUAGGUGCCUACAUACUCGUUUACAUUGGAAUGGGGGUUACGAUGGGCCAGUACCAGCAUAUGACAUAUCGCACCAUUACCAUGGUCAGAGGAGGUGUCGUCUCGAUGAUCUAUAACAAAGCAAGCAGGCUUGGCAUCAAAGAUGCCGAUCCCGCUGCAUCCCUCACCUUGAUGAGUGCGGAUAUUGAAAGGAUCGUUCAGGGCUGGCAAACAAUCCAUGAUAUCUGGGGUAAUGCUGCUGAAAUAGCCCUGGCAAUUUACCUGCUUGAGAGGGAGCUGGGUGUCGCUUGUGUGGUUCCUGUAGGAGUUGCUCUAGUGGCUCUUAUCGGAUGCCUUAUCACACUGUCUUUUGUGGUGGCUAGGCAGGCAGUGUGGCUUGAAGCUAUUGAAAGGCGUAUUUCGUCCACCGCUUCAAUGCUUAGCUCAAUGAAGGGAAUCAAGAUGCUGGGUCUCAAGUCUGCCAUUAUGAAAAGCCUGCACGGGCUGCGGCUGGAGGAACUAGAGAUUUCGAAGAAAUUUCGGAGACUCUUAGUCUGGAAUAUGGCUCUCGGUUGGACCACUCGCAUCUUCGCUCCUAUCUUCGCACUCGGAGCUUUCUAUGGCAUAAUGCAUAGCAGAGGGAAGGACUCUGCGUUUGAUAUGUCUACAGCUUAUACAUCCUUGUCACUCUUUGCACUACUAGCAGAUCCACUGCUUUCUCUUGUCAUGGCUCUAAUGACGUUCGUUGGCUCUAUUGGUUCUUUCAGCCGUAUUCAAGAAUUCCUCGAGAAAGACGACCACGUUGAUUGCCGGCUUAAGCCGUUACACGCUUCCUAUGAGAGCUUUGAGCCAAAAGCUAUGGUUCUUGUGGAUGAUUCUGACGCCACUGAAACUGCUUCGGAUCGGUCGAUCCAUCGUGGGAAAUCUGUGUAUCACGAUGCGCUGACAGUAAAGAAUGCAACGUUCGCCUGGAAUGUCGAGAAAGAGCCUGUACUAAAGGGUUUAACAAUCUCAAUAGCGCGGGGAAGCUUCACUAUGAUUGUUGGGCCCUCCGGCUGCGGCAAGUCAACAUUGCUGAAGGCUAUUCUCGGCGAGGUGCCAUGUGUGAAUGGGGAGAUAAGGCUCUCGUCCGACAGCAUUGCAUUUUGCGACCAGAUUCCGUGGCAUAUGAACGCAACCAUUCGGGAGAGUAUCGUUGCCAUGUCAAGCUUUGACAAAGAGUGGUAUGCAAGUGUUGUACACGCUUGCGGUCUUGUCCAAGACUUUGAACAGUUACCACGAGGGGACGAAACAGUGAUUGGCAGCAAGGGAAUUGCUCUGAGUGGAGGCCAAAGCCAGCGAAUUGCCCUUGCAAGAGCUGUGUACGCUAGAAAAGAUAUUGUCAUCCUCGACGAUGCGUUCAGCGGCUUGGAUGCAGCAACAGAGGACUACGUCUUCCACAGUCUCGUUGGCAUCCAUGGCUUGCUACGCAAAAUUAACUCAACAAUCAUAGUUGCUUCAUCGUCAGCCAAAAGACUACCUUAUGCCGAUCAGAUUGUGGUGCUGGACAAAAUGGGCUAUGCUUCAGAGCAAGGAAGUCUCAAGGCACUCAAUGCUGCUGGAGGUUAUGUCUCAAGCUUCGGGUUGGGCUCGCCUGAAUGGAAGUCCGAAAUCGACAAGCCUUCUGUAACCGACCUUGCUCAACCCAAAAUUUUGCGACCCAACAGGACAGAGGCAAUUAAAGAAGACCCGCGAAGGCAGAGCGGCGAUUUGUCGAUCUACUUGUACUACAUUCGAUCAAUUGGCUGGCUGCCAACGCGUCUCGUGCUAACCGACAUGACAGGUAUCUGGGUGAAAUGGUGGGCAAUCUCAAACGAGGAAGACCCAAAUGGCCGUACUGGAUAUUAUCUCGGAAUUUACGCAAUGCUCGGUGCUGUUGGCAUGCUUUCUCUGAUCAUCGGCUGCUGGGAGAUGGUGAUAAACAUGGUACCCAAAUCUGGUGAAAGCUUUCAUAGAAAGUUGCUAGCAACAGUUCUAAACGCUCCCAUGUCGUUCUUUGCGGCAACGGAUAGCGGCUCUAUACUCAAUCGGUUUAGCCAGGACUUGCAGCUCAUUGACAUGGAGCUCCCAGUUGCAGCCAUCAACACGUUUGCCACUUUGAUUCUCUGUCUCGCCCAGAUGAUCCUCAUGGGUAUUGCUUCCAGAUAUGCCGCUAUCUCAUUUCCAUUGGUGAUUCUUGCCGUAUACUCAAUCCAGAAGGUAUACCUUCGAACUUCACGGCAGCUGCGAUUCUUAGACCUUGAAGCCAAGGCACCUUUAUACUCUCAUUUCAGCGACUGCCUCAACGGCCUGGUGACUUUGAGAGCUUUCGGUUGGCAGCCAGCGCUGGAGGACAAGAAUUUUCAGCUGCUUGACUAUUCGCAAAGACCAUUCUAUCUCUUGUACGCUAUACAGCGUUGGCUGACCCUGACGCUGGACAUGGUCGUGGCGGCAAUUGCUGUCAUACUGAUUGUUCUCGUGGUAACAUUGAGGGGGACGAUCAGCGCAGGUGACGUUGGCGUGGCAUUGUUGAACGUGAUAUUGUUCAGCCAAAGCAUCAAACUGCUUGUGACCUUCUGGACAAACCUUGAGACCCAUAUUGGCUCCAUCGUGCGAAUCCGCUCUUUCACAGAGACCGUCAGCUCAGAGAACCUGCCAACUGAGAAGGACGACGUGCCUCCCAACUGGCCUUGGGGAGGGGACAUCGAAUUCAAAUCAGUAUCUGCAGAGUACAGACCUUCAGAGCCAGUCCUGGGCGAUGUGUCUUUGACAAUCAAAUCAGGAGAGAAAGUCGGAAUAUGCGGGAGGACAGGCAGCGGCAAAACCUCACUGAUCAUGAGUCUCUUCCGAAUGGUCGAGCUCAGCUCGGGAAGUAUUCAUAUCGAUGGCGUCGACAUCACCAAGAUUCCCCGUCAAGAGAUCCGCUCACGCAUCAACGGCGUUUCUCAAAGCCCGCUCCUGAUCAAAGGCAGCAUCAGACGCAACAUGGACCCCAAUGGUUCCUACGCCGAGAAAGCCAUAAUCGAAGCCAUAAAGUCUGUAGGGCUCUAUACCAAGAUCCAAGAGAAAGGCGGACUAGACACCGACAUCAGCGAGGUCUUCCUCUCGCAAGGCCAACAACAGCUCUUUUGUCUCGCGCGAGCUAUCCUCCGGCCGGGGAAGGUCCUCGUCCUAGACGAAGCUACAAGCAACGUCGACGCAAAGACAGACGAAAUCAUGCAAAGAGUUAUCAGAGAGAAAUUCUGCACGCACACCAUUCUCGCCGUCGCCCACAAACUCGAGACAAUCCUCGACUACGACAAGGUCGUUGUCCUUGACGCGGGCCGCGUCGUGGAAUCCGGGGAUCCAUGUACCCUUCUCUCGACGGAGGGCUCCUACUUCAGCAGACUAUAUGCGAGCUCGAUGGCGUUGGCGGAGGAGCAGUAA